Molecule: messenger RNA, 261 nt
Organism: Rotaria sordida
Lineage: Eukaryota; Metazoa; Rotifera; Eurotatoria; Philodinida; Philodinidae
Source: the annotation of a GenBank genome assembly
AUGAUCAAUAAUAAAACCGAUAAAUAUUCAUGUAGUAAUUUAUCUUUAUCGGCUAUUGUUCCUGCUUCAUUACAAAGUAAUAAAAUCGAUGGAAAAGAAACGGACUAUUCAGUACCGAUACAAGAUCAUCUCAGUGAAGAUAAAUUAAUAAACACGGCUGAUUUAGUGGACAAUAUAGAAGAUGAAAUAAAAAAAAGUGUACGAAAAUAUCGACGAACAAACCGAGCAACUACAACAGCCAAUCGAGCUGAACGUCAAUGA